CGUGACUGACGCUCUUGCUUCUGAUUGGCUGGCCGAUAUGGAACAGUCAUAGCGGUGCAGGCGGCUCCGCGCGGCCGCUAGCAGCUCUCCGAACAGCAGGCAGCUAAACUAGCUGAUCUAGCCGCGCUGCUCCGGGGGCUAGUGGAGCUUUCCCCCGCCUAAUACUCGGGUUUAUUAACCACACCGCUCCGGGGACAUGGCGGAGAGGGGCGGGAGAGCCGCGGCUCGGUCCCCGGGCGAGGUUUAGCUGGGUUUUCGGGAGAGGAGAGAAGGGGACCAGGGGGAGAGGAGGACCGUAAGUACCGGAUCGGGAGGACACGGUGUUCCUCCUCCACAGUGGCGGGGUUAUAACGGGCUCCUGCGGGGAGAGACAUGGCCGGAAUCUGUAACAGCUCCACCACAUCUGGAAUGGGUGACAUCAUCCAGCUGAACGUCGGGGGAACGAGAUUCAGCACAUCAAGACAGACUCUAAUGUGGAUUCCAGACUCUUUCUUCUCUAGCCUGCUCAGUGGGAGAAUAUCAACACUAAGGGAUGAAACUGGAGCUAUAUUUAUAGACAGGGACCCGACAGCCUUUGUGCCCAUUUUAAACUUCCUUCGGACAAAAGAAUUAGAUUUAAGGGGGGUUAACAUCAGCAUACUGCGGCAUGAAGCUGAGUUUUAUGGAAUUACUCCUUUAGUCCGACGCUUGCUGUUGUGUGAGGAGCUGGAGAGAUCAUCAUGUGGAAGUGUGCUCUUCCACGGCUACCUCCCACCCCCAGCUAUCCCAGCCCGCAAAGCUACUGGUGGGCAGACUGCAGCUGCUGCCGGUCAGGACGAGCGGCCGGGCUCCUGCGGAGCAGAGGGGGGCUUCCCACGCUCCUGCCCACAGUCCGCUCUGCCAGGGCCUUCUGGAGGGGAGGGGGCAACAAGACUGGGAUCACCUGUAGAUCCUAGGAAGGUGCUUAUUGUCGCAGGCCAUCAUAACUGGAUUGUAGCUGCUUACGCUCAUUUCGUCAUUUGUUACAGGAUAAAGGAGUCAUCAGGGUGGCAGCAGGUGUUCUCCAGCCCGUACCUGGACUGGGCUAUUGAGCGCGUGGCCCUUAAUGCGAAAGUAGUGGGUGGUCCACAUGGAGACAAAGACAAGAUGGUGGCAGUGUCCUCAGAAAGCAGGAUCAUUCUGUGGAGUAUUCAGGAUGGGGGAAGUGGUAAUGAGAUUGGUGUGUUUAAUCUUGGAGUACCUGUGGACUCUCUCUUUUUCAUUGGGAGCCAGUUAGUGGCCACAAGUCAUACUGGAAAGGUUGGGGUUUGGAACGCGGUCACCCAGCACUGGCAAGUGCAAGACGUUGUGCCCAUAACAAGCUGUGACACUGCGGGGUCUUUCCUUCUACUUGGUUGCAACAAUGGCUCCAUAUAUUACAUUGACAUGCAGAAAUUCCCAUUGAGAAUGAAGGACAAUGACCUCCUAGUGACUGAGCUCUACCACGACCCUUCUAAUGAUGCCAUCACAGCCCUCAGUGUCUACCUAACCCCUAAAACCAAGCUCAUAAUGUUUUUAGGUGUGAGUGGAAACUGGAUUGAGAUCGCUUACGGCACCAGUUCUGGAGCAGUACGUGUAAUAGUGCAGCACCCGGAAACAGUUGGAUCUGGACCACAACUCUUCCAGACCUUCACCGUCCACCGCAGCCCCGUCACUAAGAUCAUGCUCUCUGAGAAACACCUGGUAUCAGUGUGUGCUGACAAUAACCACGUUAGAACAUGGACAGUGACUCGCUUCAGAGGCAUGAUAUCCACCCAACCUGGAUCAACACCACUGGCCUCCUUCAAGAUCAUCUCACUAGAGGAGACAGAGAGUCACAGCAGUUACUCUUCUGGAAAUGAUAUCGGUCCUUUUGGAGAGAGAGAUGAUCAACAGGUUUUCAUUCAGAAAGUUAUUCCCAUAACCAAUAAGCUGUUUGUGCGCCUGUCCUCUACUGGAAAGAGGAUCUGUGAAGUGCAGGCGGUUGAUUGCACCACUAUCACGUGUUUUACGGUGCGUGAGUGUGAGGGCUCCAGCCGAAUGGGCUCCCGUCCCCGCCGCUACCUCUUCACCGGACACGCUAACGGCAGCAUUCAGAUGUGGGACUUGACCACAGCUAUGGACACGGUCAACAAAAGCGAUGACAAAACCAAGUGUGAAGCUGCUGAAGUGGGAGGGCCCACGGAGGAGGAGCUUCUGAAGUUGCUUGAUCAGUGUGACCUGAGUACAUCACGCUGUGCAACACCCAACAUCAGCCCGGCGCCCUCGGUCCUGCAGCACAGCCGCCUCAGAGAGUCCUGCUCCAGCCUUCAACUCCAGACGCAAGAGCCCAUCUCUGAGGUGGCCACAUACGGAGCCCUGCGGCCGUACAGAGAGAGCCCCCUGCUGGCGCGUGCCCGCCGCACAGAGAGCUUCAACAGCUACCGAGAUUUCCACAGCCUGAACCUGGCUAAAGUCCUGAUGGAGCACAACGGGCAGUGCGGCGCCGAGGACGAGGUGCGUCAGUCUGCGAGCGACAGCAACGGUGACGACGGUGACAAAAAGACUCUGAUCACAGAGCAGUGGAGCACCAGGUCCUCAGAGAGUCCAAAAUCUGCUGCGAGCCGCCAGGCCCCAGACAGCCCGGGAGACCACCGCCGCAGGGCCCACUCGUCAGACGAGGGGACGUCAGACUGCCGGGCGGAGGGCAGGAGGAGAGGGGCGUUCGAGGGGAAUUUCUUGAGCAGGAAGAAGGCUCCCCCUGUCCCACAGCUGAGCUCUGUGCCAGUGGGAGCUGAUGCAGGAGGCAGCGACUCCUCCAGCACAGCCUCGCCCUCUCCAACUAAAACAUCCACCUCCCCUCGCCACCGCAAAGGCCCAGACAUGAGCAGCGAGUGAGAGGUCAUCCAUCUGCUGCAGUGGUUCUCAGCUUGGGUCCUGUAGUCCUGUACUCAUAUCCUGCACUCUUUUUGUGGUUUUCUGCAGUUCACCAACAUGGCAAUGGCUUUACAAUACAUUAGCUUAUUUAAAGCUUGUAAAGCUCCUCAGCUGAGAACCACUGCUCCACUGUUCCUACCAUAUUAUACCAGGAGUCACUGUUACAAGCCCACACAGAACCAGUGGGCUUAUGAUUUACAUAUCUCUAAAAAUCUACAUAUCUCUAGCUCUAGGGUAAUAGAGCAGAAAUACAGUGGUAUUACAAAUUUUGGCACCCCUGAUAAUUUUCAUGAUUUUUCUUUAUAAAUCAUUGGAUGUUCGGAUCAAAAAGUUCAGUUAAAUAUAUCAUAUAGCAGAUGAAUACAUGGAUAUUUAAGAAGUGAAAUGAAGUUAAUGGGAUUUAAAGAAAGUGUGCAAGAAGUCUUUAAACAAAAAUGGGCACCCAUGUCACUUUAUUGAUUUGAAUACCUUUAGCACAAUCAUCGGAACAUAAAAUUAGUUUUGUAAGCUCAAUGACCCUUGACCUACAUAGACUGGUGAAUCCAAUUUUUAGAAAAGGUUAAGUUGGCCAAUUGCAAGUUUUUCUCCUUCUUGCAUCUUUUCUGAACAAUUCUUAAAUUACCUGAAAACAAAGAUUGUUCUACAUUAUUUAGGGAAGAAAUACAAAAAUAUAAUUAUAAUAAAUAUAAUUUCAGCUGUCAGUUUCCACUCUGAGGAACAUGGUGAGAAAACGGAAGACCACAGUCAACCCCCAGAGCAGCUCCUAAGACCUACAACAUAAUCUAGCUGCACAUGGAGACACUGUGCAACUAUUCAGAGCACUUCACAGAAGAAGCCUUUUCAGAGCACACACCACAAACAGAGUCGCUCUAGGUAUGCUAAAGCUGAAGCACAUUUGAAUAAGCCAGCUUGAUUUAGGAAUAAGGUGCUGUGGACUGAUGAAACUAAAAUUGAGUUAUUUGGAGGGCCGGUUGUUUAUGCAUGGAGGAAAAAGAACACAGCAUUCCAAGACGAACACGUUACUGCUCCCCACAGUAAAAUUAGGUGGUGGUUCAUCAUGCUGUGGGGCUGUGUGGUCAGUGCAGGUACUGGGAGUCUUGUUGAAGUUGAGGGUCGCAUGGAUUACAGUCAAGAUUCUUGAGAACAAAGUUUAAGAAUGAGUGAAAAAGUUGUGCCAGGUCAUUGUCUUGUUGAAUACUUCAACAAGUACAAUAUUCUGGAAUGAUCAUCUCAGUCCCCAGACCUGAAUAUUAUUGUAAAUCUGUGGUGUGAUUUAAAGCGGCUGUUCAUGAUCAGAAACCAUCAAACCUGACUGAACUGGAGAUGUUUUGUAAAGAAAAAUAAUCUAAAAUAUCUUCAACCAGAAGCCAGACUCUCAUUUCUCUCAACUCUUUUUCUGUUGGGGCCCAAAUUUAUACAACUGUCUAAUUUUGUUUAAAGAAUUAUUGCACACUUUCUGUGAAUCUUAUAAACUUCAUUUUACUUCUCAAAUCUCACUGUGUUCAUCUGCUAUAUGAUAUAUUUAACUGAAAUUGCUAAUCUGGACACUGAUUUAUAAAGGAAAAUCAUGAAAAUUAUCAGGGGUGCACAGACAUUUUUAUACCACUGUAUUUGUACAGAGCAUGACUGUGUGUCUGCUUGCUAUCUCUUUAGUGUGUGUUUCUAACACUACAUAAGUUGCUUUAUUGGUUUCAUAUCCAUCACAGAGUUAUUAAUACUAAUUUCACUUUAGUACUUCUAAUCUGUCCUUUAGUGUCUGUCAGUAGACUCCUCCCUAAUGUUCCCUUAUCUUUCACUGAGAAAAUCACCACACCCAGGCAGAUCAGUUACAACCAGCCCGCCAUUCUUUCAUUCUGCUAUUCUCUUACAUUCUCUUACAUUAUAGUGAAGCUACAGUAUGUAGAUAGAUCCAUAGGCCUUAAUGAUCCAUAUCAGCUUUCUUUUCUGUAAACUAAAGGCACUUUAUUUUUGCUAUUACAGAUAACAUUUGAUGAAGGGAAUAUUCAAGCUUUUUUGAAGCCAGGUGCCUUUAAUAUUGUUAAUUUUAUUCUGGGUUUAUACGUUUAUUAACCUUUCUCGUAGGUUGUAUGAAGAGGGGGUUCAUUCUAGACUAUUUCUUUUCAUGGGACUUUAGAGAAAGCAGGCUAACUUUGCACAAAAUCCUGUUUUACAGCAGAAACCUUAAUCCAGAUGCACUACAUUUAUUACCUUAUUACAUAACUUUUCCAGAAGUGUCUCACAGCGCAUGAGCAGAUAUCCAUCAGUUACUCCAUUUUAGAAGUUUUGAAGUAAAAACUGAAACAAAACUCCAGGAUGUACUGAUGUUUUCAUCAUGUCUUGUGUAAACAAUAAGUUUAGCCCCACCCACUUCUUUGUGUCUGUGGAAUGUGGUGGUGUGCACUACUUAUUUAUAUAUAUAAAUAUUAUACAGCAUAUUACUCUUCUAGCACUGCAUUGACUUGUGGCUGCCGGCCAUCUUUCUUAAUAUAUCUACAUUUUCAGCUCAUUUUAUUAAUGCCAUUUGGAGUUAUGAGUGGCAGACUGGUGAGCUGCUAGUGUACAAGAAUGCUCCAACAACGUCUUGUUUUGUUGUAGUGGUUUGUGUUAGCAGAAUUUGACGAUGCUGAUUAUCCCCAGCAUAAUGACUGCUGUUAAUACUACUAUUAUUAUAUUUGUGUCAUAUUUGCAUUCAGAUUUUUUUGUUUUCUUUGAACACUAAUUUAAAAUGACCCCUGCUGGUUUCGCCUUUAUCUGAGGUUCUAAAAGUGAUUUCCAGUAAUGAAGAAGCUUUUAAGAUAUGCAAUGUAGUGUUGUAGUCAAAACCAAAAGAGCCGAGUCAAGACCAAGACAUUUAGUAGUCGAGUCUGACUCAAGACUAAGACCAGGAGUGACUGAGAGUGAGGCAAGACCAAGACACAGAGUCCGAAAGUAAAUCAAGACCAAGACUUUUAGUUGUUUGCUUCUGCACAAAUAUCAGCUCAAACAGUGACUGCAGCAAGCUUAUGCACCUCCAUGUUGGCAUCUGCAUCACCUAGGUAACACAAGUCCAGUUUGAAUGGGGGUGCAUGUGGUCUGGAAUCUGAUGGUGUAGUGGAUCAUGCUCAAUUGUGUAAUGUGUCUAUAUUGGUUUCGCUUUCAUAAAAACCUGUAAAAACCGUGGUGUAUUGUAAUAGAUCCAGGCUGUUUUAUCUGCUCACACUUAAAAGUCAACUUUUAAUAGUUGAAUCUGAGACAAGAACAAGAUCAAUAGUGACAGAGAGGAAGACAAGACAUAGACAGCAUCACAUUGAAUCUGAAUUUUAGUCAAGACCAAGACAUUUAUUAGUCGAUUCCAAGUCAAGACCAUAACUUUUAGUAGUUGAGUCAGAGUCAAGAGUCAAGACCAAAGCUGUAGUUUUAUAAUUAAUACCAAGACGUUUAUUAUUCACCAGGGUUUAUACACUUUUUAACUAAAAAUUUUCCAUGCCUUCAUGGCAAAUUUUUAUGAUUUUUAAAACAACAAUCAAUGCAGACAUGGACAAUAAAACCAAAAAUUUACUAAAACCAUGAUUUUUCCAGGUUUUCAUGACCGUGUGAACCCUGAUUCACACUUGACUCAAGACUGACACUUACUAUUUGAGUCAAAUACGAGAUCAAGACUUUAAUAGUACAUUCGGAGUUGACUUUUAGUUGCUAAACCUGAGUCUAGACUAAAGGAGAGUUUUUACUUUUGCGUCGAUCCUACGCCGUAGCCUCCAGCGAGAGUGUGCUACGUAGCAGAGCACGUUUACACUUCUACAUCCGUGAUAUCAGUGGCUCUGCGUCGCUCUGCAGUUUUAAUUGCAAAGGUGGGAAUGUGUGGGCAGGAACGUGAUGCCCAGCGGACCAAUCACAGCUGCAGCUGUUUGCCUCAUGUAGUUACUUUUUCAGGGAGGUGCACGAUUGAGCUACAGGUAAGGUAUGUAGCGAUGCAUAGGCUAGGCUGAGGUAAAGCGGUGCCCACUUUAUCUCAGGACCAAGACAAGACUAAAUCCAAAUGAGAUUGAGACCCAGACGAGACUGAGACGUCUGGUUUGGUUUAUGGUCUUGAGACCGGUGGCUCGAACACUACAGCACUAUGUUUAGUGUAUUCAGACAGUAUUAUACACUAUAACUGAGUAGACAACCUGAUGCCUGUGAAGUUGUCUAUGUUGUCAGUAUACUGUAUAUAUACUCAUUAUAGCCUUCACCUAAUAUAUAAUCCUAAUUAAUUUGUAUUAUUGAAAUUGCACUUAUUGUGAAUUUUGAGUGUUUAUGUUUGUCUAUAUAUGUCCAGCUAACUAUGCUCAUCUGUCUUAUUGCAAGAUAGCUCCACUGUCACUUUCUGUGUAGCCAUGACCUGGCUGUGUUUACACUUUUAAUCCUACCUGAGAGAACUGUACACUAUAUAUAACUAUAUACACAACUAUUGACACGGUAUAUCAUGAAUUUCACAUUCAUUGUAUGUUAUUACAGUGCAUUACAUGUUAUUAUUUUAUGCAUUAUAACAUAGGAAGUAAAAGAUUUGAAAGAGAUUGAGAGUUCUAUCCAACAGAACCUUUUACAUUUUCUGAACCAGUUUCAUGAUGUUGGAUAACGCACACAUAUCUGUCAAAUUGGAUUCUAUUCAGGAUUUCUCUCCAUAUCAUGAUUAUAGUCAGUACUAUACAAUCAAACAAUGGCAUGUUUGAUUGCAAAGAAAGAAAAUUUCCUUUCAAAUUUGCAUUAAAUGUAAUAUAUAUGUUUGUUUUGCAGUAGAAAAACACAUUUGUGUUAUGGGACAUCAAUAUGUAAAUUAACCAUGAAGUAGUACCCUAUGGGAGUGCUUGUUAGGGAAAACUGCCCAAAUGAUGAUCUACUAAUGAGUUUUGUUGUUAUUAUUCAUAGUGUUAAACAAUUGGUUAACAUAUACUUAAUGCACACUUGGUAUAUGGCUCAGUCUAUCAUUUUAAAGAACUGAAAAUGUAAAGAAAAUGAAAAAACAGUUAAUAAUCAAGUCUUUGUCAAUUUUCCCUAAAAAGACACAAGUUUAUAUAAGUAAUUUGAUUGGCUGUAUCAUGAGAUAUCUACCUUUAUCUUUGAAGGGAAAAAUAUGAACCAUUUUUAAAUAAGUUUUUUAAACUAAAAUAUGCUAUAUUUAGACUUAAAUUUCUCCCUUCCUGAGAGCACUUACAAUAAAAGUAACAAUAGUAAAUAUAAAUAUGGAUAUAUUUACUAAACAUUCUCAAUUACACAAUAACAUGGCUGUUCUUGUACUGUUGUUCUGCAGCUUCAUUUUGCCACCAUUUAAUUUGCUGAUUAUUCAUAUGCUUAAUGCGUUUUGCUUGUUAGAACAAAUGUAAAAGUUCUAAUACUAUUUAAGCUAAACAAGUGAGAGAGCCUGCAGGUUCUGCUGGUGGGUCCGAGUCACAAGUCAGAUUCCAGCCAAUAUGCUCAUGAGGGGUUUACAUGGGUGUAGCGUGGGCUAGGUGGGUUCCAGGUGGGAACUGAUGGCUUCUGAGUGGGUUUGUAAUGUUGUUUUCAUGUGUGAUGCAAUCAAAUAUAGAUAGUCUUAUUAAAACAUGGUCACUCUAAACUUCUUAAGACUUUUCCACCAAUUAGACUUACUGAAGUUCUUGCUUCAUUACUCCACAUGGUGGCACUAUUAUCAAAUGAAGAGUGUAAAUCAGCGCUGAAGAAUAUUGGUGGUGAAAUUCUGUGAAACUGACACCGAUAAAUCCAUAAUUCCUGGUAUUUGCUUAUUUAGGUGAAUUUUAUUUUCUUCAGUAACACAGAUGAACUGAAAUAUUGUAAAGAAAUGUAUUGUUAUAUAUAUAUAUCAAGUAUCGCAGAAUCACAGUAUCAUGAUAUCAUGGUUACCGCGUGCAACACAUUGUAAUAAUAUUGUAUCAUCAGAUGCCCUGUGGUUCACACCCCUAGCUGUUAAUGGGCCACAUCAUUACAGCCCACCUUAACCUCACCUGGACCCCAUCUUGGCCCAAUAACUGUAAUAACAGCAUCUAUAUAUGGGGCUGACACGGAACCCAUGGAUAAAACUUUGAUUUUUGGGUUUUCAUUGGGGUUACCCAUACAGAUCCUACAUGAAUAUGUUAUCUGGGAUUCUGCUCUUCAUUGUCUGAUAUCUGAUUAUUUAUGAUUAGUCCAACUUAGACCAAUUUAUGAAGGCAAGUCUGCAGAAAGCACGUUUUAAAAUGGGACUGAUGUGUGGGUUAUUAUUUCUGUAAGUUCAGAAAGUUAAGAACGUGUAAUACUCAUUAUGGUACUGCUACCAGUGUCUUAAAACUGGCAUUUUCUCCUUUUUUUCCCCUUGACACAAUAAAGACGUAACCAAAUGUUCAAAUUA
Molecule: messenger RNA, 9253 nt
Organism: Astyanax mexicanus (Mexican tetra)
Lineage: Eukaryota; Metazoa; Chordata; Actinopteri; Characiformes; Acestrorhamphidae
Gene: kctd3
Product: potassium channel tetramerization domain containing 3
Exons: 18
Coding region: 373-2874 (833 amino acids)
Biological process (GO): protein homooligomerization
Molecular function (GO): protein binding
Source: RefSeq, a predicted model, not a curated record